CUCCUUUCCGCCUGACGAGGGCGUACGGGAUCUGGUUGAACCGCGAUGAUACCUUGCAUUUGAAGUUCUUGGACAUGCAUCGUCAGUAUGGCGACUUUGUCCGUAUGGGCCCCAAUCAAAUCUCCAUCGUGAAUCUCGACGUUUUCAACAAGAUCCACGGCCCACAGACCAGGUGCUCCAAGAAGCACGCUGGCACGUACGACAUCAAUCGCUUUCGCGGGGAGUACAACCUGGACACCCUCACCGACAACGCCUUGCAUCGAGACCGACGCAAGGUCUGGGACCAAGCCCUGAACACCAAAUCCCUCGAAGGCUACGAAAGCACAACCCGCGCCGUCAUCCACGACUGGCUCGGCCGCCUCGACGAGGUCCAGGGCCUCCCCAUCGACACCUCGCUCUACGCCAAGCUCAUCCCCUUCGACAACAUGGGCCGUGUUGGUUUCUCCACCGACUUCGCCACCGUCAAGGAGGGUCGCGAGGACCGCAUGCUGAGGAUGAUUGAGAUUAGCUUCGACGUCGUGGCCCGGAUGGGCCUGGUGCCCUGGCCUCUCGCCUUCUCGCAGGAUCUGCCCCGUAUGGGUCUGCAGAAGGAGUUUGAGGAGCUUGCUGUACGCAUGACCGAUAUGAGGAUUCAGGCCGACUCGGAAGACAAACAUGACAUUAUGAAGUUCUUCCUCGAAGACUUGCAUUCCGAAAAGCCCAAGACGCUAAAGAACAUCAACGCCGUAUAUGCAGAUGCCGCAGCCGUUCUCAUCGGCGCCACCGACACGAUAGCCUGCGCCCUGGGUUUCCUAUUCUACUACCUCGCCCGCGACGCAGACCUACGACAGCGCCUCUACGACGCCAUCGCGCCGGCCUACGGCAAGAGGACGCCCGGCGAGUUCGCGUGCAUCGACCUGCAAGCCAUCGAGUUCCUCGACGCCGUCAUCAACGAGACGCUGCGCAUGAACACUUCGGUGCCCAUCAACGGGCCCCGCAACACGCCCCCCGAAGGAGUCGAGGUCGACGGGACCUACAUCCCCGGCAAUGUCAGCGUGUAUACUCCGCUGCACCUGUACCAUAGAAGUCCGAAGUAUUUUGUGCAGCCGGACGAGUUCAUCCCGGAAAGAUGGACCACUCGACCGGAGCUCGUCCUCGAAAGGCGGGCUUUCCAGCCUUUUCACUUUGGCCGGUACGACUGCGUGGGCAAGAGACUCGCCCGGAACGUCAUCCGCCUGACCGCGGCCUACACGCUGUGGCAUUACGACUUUGCGUUCGCCCCGGGCGAGGACGGGAAAGACUUUGAGAGCAGGGCCCAGUGGAAGGCCAUCGUGAAACCGGGCAAGCUGGAAUGCGUUUUCAGAAAGCGGGAGAGAUGAGAAUGCGUGUUUAUGUGUUGAUGAACGUGACAGGAAGGAACGUGAGCCCGGAAGUCUCAGAUUGGAGUUUCUGAUACCAGCGUGAAAAUCCAGUUUGUAAGGAUGAGGUCUUUCCUCGCGUUGGCGGGGAUUUUACCAAUCUGUUGGUCGAUGUCGUGAACGUUUGAAGGCGACUUUCUCUGGCCUACACAGUUCGUCCUGCCCCUCCGUUUUCGUCUUCCCGUUUCCGUGCAUGAUACUGGGCCACCCACUGCAGGUCCCUCUCAUGCAAAU
This is a messenger RNA of Sodiomyces alkalinus F11, 1631 nucleotides long. RefSeq names its product cytochrome P450. The transcript is spliced from 7 exons. NCBI's taxonomy places the organism in Eukaryota, Fungi, Ascomycota, Sordariomycetes, Glomerellales, Plectosphaerellaceae. Gene Ontology annotation, molecular function: monooxygenase activity; heme binding; oxidoreductase activity, acting on paired donors, with incorporation or reduction of molecular oxygen. The record is from RefSeq and is a predicted model, not a curated record. The coding region runs from base 75 to 1358 and encodes 427 amino acids.